This is a messenger RNA of Cooperia oncophora, 498 nucleotides long. Lineage: Eukaryota; Metazoa; Nematoda; Chromadorea; Rhabditida; Trichostrongylidae. The record is from the annotation of a GenBank genome assembly.
AUGAAUGUAUUGGUCUUGUGUCUCCUGAUAUCACUUACAUCAGCAGCACCAGAAUGGGAGCAGAUCAAAUCCCUACCCAACUUGGUUGAACCACUACGUUCGAAGCACUAUGCUGGCUAUGUACAAGUUUCUCAAACGAAGCAACUUUUUUACUGGGUCAAUAACUAUGGCGAAACUGUUACCAGAAAUCCAUGGACCUGGAAUCGCUACGCUAAUAUUAUCUAUCUUGACGCACCAGCUGGUGUUGGUUUCUCAAUUCGUCUUGAUGGCCUAUGGGAUUACACAGACACAGAAGUGGCCUUGGACAACUACGCAGCAAUGAAAGAGUGGUUCAAGAAAUUCCCCGAACGCAUGACGAAUGACUUUUAUGCUGCAGGAGAAUCAUACGCUGGCACGUACAUACCAAUGCUUUCAGCAAUUUUGGUGGACGAUAAAAGCAUCAAUUUUAAGCGUUCUACGAAUUGCUCCGUCGAAGCGUUUGGAAAUAUUGAAUAUUGA